AAGGAAAAGAAUGCUUUGAGAAUCAUCGAUGAGAAGGGGGCAAAGAACAUAAAUGGAUUUGCAGCCAUCUGUUCUUGCUAUAUGUCAGCCUACAGUGUUAGUGAGAACAUCUCUGCAUUAACAACUGAAUUAUAAGUGUGCAUCUCCUUUAUUAUACAAGGUCAGAGCAGGACUAUGGCGGUGGGUCAAAUAAUUGUUUUAUCCGCAUUAUUUGCUCAAGCAUUAUCCGCACCAAGUGGCUGCAUAGAAUCUUGUAACUUGUACCAUUCAUCCUACCAAAGUCGCCAAACGUCCGGUGGUUAUCAAGAUCAUGCUGGUUUAAUUCAAGGAAGCACGAAUUUGAACGAGCGUGAUUAUGCUAAACCAGGGAACUGGACCGAACACAAUCGGUACGACACGGACAAUGGACAUGGCAAGGUCCAUGAAGAACGAGGACAAUAUGUGGAAGGCUCGAAGAGAGUACGGUAUUAUAAAAAGAACUUUACUUCAUCCUACGGUACGGGCAACGUAGGUGAUGCGGGUAUGGAUGGUACAAUAGAAUCAGAUCAAUUAACCGGUCAUCGAAGACACGAGUCGAUAUACGUUCCAAGUAACCUCGAUUCUCAAAGCGCAUACAAUCAGGCAGGAGCAACGUUGGUUACAAAAGAAAGCGGAUAUAACAGAGUACACAGUCAACAGACGCAUUCAUCGUCAAGAAAAACCAACAACCAGAGCGAAAGGUUGGAGGACUUUGGAGAAUACGGCGGCCACUCGCAAGUGAAUCAACACGUCUCCGGAGAUAGCAGCAGCAGCCAAACGAGUGAUACGAGUUACCAUACGGAGAUGAUUCCGCAAAACUGGAGUAGAGUGGACUCUUAUGGAACCGACGGAGGCCACGGGCGCGUCUUUGAAGAGGAAGGUCAAUACGUGACUGGGCCUAAAAAGGUCCGUUAUUUCAAAAAGAAUUACACCUCCAGUUAUAGCACAUCCGGCGUUCCUCAAGUCGAUGUCGGUUCGACAAACCUGCAGGAUUUGCAUCACGAAUUACAGCAAAACUUGCACAAGCAGCUGGACGACUUCAGAAGAGAGUUCCAUCAGACGUCCAACGUCGAUCAUGUGACCUCUAGCGCGCACACGAAUUCUGCUCAGAGUCUGACGCAGGAAACAGUUGGCUCCCGCAGCGAUGAUCUCCAAACUGCCGAAAGUGAUACAUACAGACAACAACUGACUCACCAUCGCGUUCCGUCUACCGGAACUAUGCAUCAUUAUGCCGAUCAACAGCAGAGAGAAAUAUCCACUGAUACCAGACAACACAUACCAUACACGUAUCCCUCCACGAGUGCAGGUACAUACGGUACAGACAGCCAAAGAACUUACCAGAGCCACGAAACUUAUGUGUCUCAAGUACAUCCCACGUCUCAACCGACUCAUUUACCUCACUUGAGUCCAGCGUCUUCUGGCUACCUCCAGAGACCCAUUAUCAGAGACAAUUAUCAGUCAAACUUGCACAACGUACAUUCUAUUGGACAUCAUGCAGUCGACGACACUCAGCGUGCGAUCGCCUCUAGCACCCAUCAGUCCAGCAUAGCGCGGAACCAGCUAUUCGCAGACAACUCUCAACACGUGUACCAUCCAAGCCCAAACCAAGGUACCUAUCCCAGCAGACAAGGUCAAACGACACACUACGAAGAGCACUGGAGUUCCUCCAGCCGCACUGGUGGGAACCUAUAUCCGGAUCGUAGUAUGUCCUACGGUCAUGCGAACAGAGCGCAUUACGACAGAGACGCAUACAACGAGCAUCUCAAUCGUCAUCGCACCGCAGCACAGGGAUAUGAUUCCCACGCGCACACCAGCGGCAACACCUAUAAUUCCGCCUACAGAACGAGCUCGGGACAGUUAGUUACCGGCUCUUUGGAUUUGAGCCAUGUGGCACAGGGUGCUGCCGACUGCAACGAAGAGGUUCAACAAUACCAGCAAGAGAGCAGAUAUCAUAGGAAAUACAAGCGAGACGAUCACCAUGGCUUCGUAGACGAGCAUCAACAUCAAACAACCGAGCACGACGAUCUCACGCAGCAACAUCAGGAGUUCGGCCAAGAAUCGCAGCAAUUGGAAGGUCUGACGCAACAGUCUCAAAGAUUCGGACAACAAACCGUAGGUAGUCAGCACAUGGAAGAUUUAACGCAACAGAGUGAACAAUUCACGCAGCAGACAGAAGGGUCAGACGACUUCACGCAACAGACCAGUGGUAAACUUGAAUUCGGGCAGCAAACUGGAGAUAAUCAACACUUGGAAGAUUUAACACAACAGAGCGAACAAAUAACGCAGCAAACAAGUGGUAAACUGGAAUUUGGACAACAAACCGCGGAUAAUCAACAUCUGAAUAAUCAGCACCUGGAAGAUUUAACGCAACAGAGUGAACAAUUCACGCAGCAGACAGAAGGGUCAGACGACUUCACGCAACAGACCAGUGGUAAACUUGAAUUCGGGCAGCAAACUGGAGAUAAUCAACACUUGGAAGAUUUAACACAACAGAGCGAACAAAUAACGCAGCAAACAAGUGGUAAACUGGAAUUUGGACAACAAACUGCGGAUAAUCAGCAUCUGAGUAGUCAGCACAUGGAAGAUUUAACGCAGCAGAGUGAACAAUUUACGCAACAAACAGAAGGAUCAGAUGACUUCACGCAACAGACCAGUGGUAAACUCGAAUUCGGACAGCAAACUGGAGAUAAUCAACAUUUGGAAGAUUUAACACAACAGAGCGAACAAUUUACGCAACAAACAGAAGGAUCAGAUGACUUCACGCAACAGACCAGUGGUAAACUCGAAUUCGGGCAGCAAACUGUAGGUAAUGAGCACUUGAAAGAUUCAACGCAGCAGACAGAAAGUCAGUUGGAAUUCGGACAACACACCGUUGGUAAUUUGCAUGUGGAGGAUUUAACACAACAAAGUGAGCAAUUCGAGCAACAAACUGCAGGAUCUGACGAUUUCACGCAACAAACGGUUGGUGAGUUUAACUAUGGGCAGACUGAUAGUCAACAACUAAAGCAUUUAACACAAAUUGAACAAUUGUCACAACGAACAGAGAGAUCCGAUGAUGUAGCGCAACAAAGUAGUAAACUUGAAUUCGGACAACAAACUGUUGAUAAUCAGCAUUUGGAGGAUUUAACGCAGCAAACAGAAGACGACUUCACACAACAAACCAGUGGUAAGCUUGAAUUCGGACAACAUACUGUUGGUGACCAACAUUUGGGCGAUUUAACGCAGCAAACUGAACAAUUUGAACAACAGACAGCAGGGUCUGAUCGUUUCGCACAACAGACGAGUAAACUUGAAUUAGGACAGCAAACUGUUGGUCAUCAGCACUCAGAAGAUUUAACACAGCAAAUUAAACAAUUUGGACAACAGACAACAGGAUCAAACGAUUUUACACAACAGACGAGUGAUAAACUUGAAUUUGGACAACAAACUGUUGGAAAUCAUUAUUUGGAAGAUUUAACACAGCAAACUGAACAAUUUGGACAACAGACAACCGGAUCCCACGAUUUCACACAACAAACAAAUAGUAAACUUGAAUUCGGGCAUACUGUACAUAAUCAGCAUCUGAAAGAUUUAACGCAGCAGAGUGAGCAAAUUACGCAGCAAAUGGAUGAUAAACUUGAAUUUGGUCAACAUGUCCAACCAAUAGAUAAAGUCAGCAAACCAAAAAAUCAACAUUUGGAGGAAUUUAAUCAUCAUUUCACUCAACAAACAGAAGGAAGUGAUGAAUUCACGCAACAGACUAUGGGUCAUCUAGAAUUUGCACAACAAAUGCAGCAGCCGCAAAGAUCUGGAAAUCGGCAUUUGGAAGACUUCUCUCAACAGGAUAAAGAUUUAACUCAGCAAGAUGGCGGAUUUGAUUAUUUCACGCAACAAACGACGCGACAUUCGGAACAAGGACAGCAAAGAGAGCAACAAUGGAAACCUGUUAGACCGAGAUAUGAUGAUCAAUACACGGAACAUUCUUCUCAACAAAAUAGGCAAAACAAAGAAUUUGAAUGGCAGUUAGGACAAAUGUUACCGAAUACAGAUUUUAAUCAAGACUUUACUCAACAAACUGAUCACGAUCAACAAACAGUAAUAAGGCCGGCAUCGAAACCGAAACCAAGGCAACGACAUCAAAAACAGGAUUCAAACCCAUCACAUAUAAAUAUUGAUGAUAUUUCUAAACCAAUUGAGAUAAAUCCACAAACUGAUAUAGGUAAUAGAAAUGAAGAUAGAAGAACUGUCCAAUAUGGUAGUGGUGAAACACAUCCUCAAUUCAAUUAUCACAACUCAAGAAUUGUAGAUCAACAGAGCCGAGGAAGCAAUGGAUUCGAUAAUGAAAAAGAAAACAUAGAUCGCCUGCAUUGGGUACAUAAGUCGAAUGACGCUACAGUAGGCUUACAAUGGCAUUAUACUUAUCAUCCAAGUGACUUAACUAAUGUUGAGAGUUCACACAAUACUUAUUACCCCCAAUAUAAUUCCAUGUCGCAACAAACGGAACAGCAGCAAAAACCGUUUGAUUUUAGUCAACAGGAAACGCAAGGCAAGCAUACAUUCGACUUUAAUCAAGAAACACAAAGCACACAUACAUCUGAAACAUCUCCCUUGUAUAGUCAAGUUAAUGAAAGGUCUGUAUAUACUCCAGUAAUUCCACUACAGAACACUGGAAUUUCACAAGAAACAACACAACUGAAUAAACAAUCAAGUCAAGCAGAACCUAAAUUAGAAUCACGGAUUCUGGAAGUAUAUGGUGGAGGACCAUACGAUGCUUUGCGUAAUGAUGAUAUCUAUAGAAGAAUUACACCAAAACCAAGUGCUACCUUGCCACCUAUAUAUGACAGAGAGGCAUGGGACAUUAGAGAGAAACCUAGAGAAAGAGAAAUGAAACCUGUGUCAAUGGAAACUACCUUUUCUCCGAUAAAUAAACUAGAUAUUGAUAAGGUUGAUGAUGUAAGUACUACAAAAAUGAUAGAAACUACAACGCAAGUAAUAGAGACUACAACAAAAGAAGAUACGUCAUCUUUCUGGAGCAGAGUUGGUCAUAAAAUAACAAGCACUUAUGACAAAGCCAAAGAGAAAGCUAAAGAAAUCUUUGGUUAGAUAUAAUUUUCUAUUCUUUUUAUAAAUUACUUAUUUAUAUAAAAUAAACUGUGUGUCAUAUGGAUUUCAAACAUUUUGAAAAAUUGCAUCUAUUUAUGAUUGACAUGUAUGUACUUGCAGUUACCAAUGAAAAUAAAGCAAAUUAACAAUGAAAUACAUAAUCACAAUAUCAUAAGUUCAAGAUUCUAAUUAACAUUCUAACUUAGUAUUAUAGCAUAUUAUUGUAUAAAGAACUAAGACACAAUCCACAUAUUUUAUUUAAAAAUAAAAAUAUCCUUUUCUAAGAGCA
This is a messenger RNA of Odontomachus brunneus, 5389 nucleotides long. RefSeq names its product hornerin-like. The record is from RefSeq and is a predicted model, not a curated record. The transcript is spliced from 2 exons. The coding region runs from base 175 to 5100 and encodes 1641 amino acids. Lineage: Eukaryota; Metazoa; Arthropoda; Insecta; Hymenoptera; Formicidae.